AUGGAGGCUUUCUUGGCAGAGCAACGAAAGAAGAAAUCCCGAUUCAAUAAAAAUGGAAUUCCGGAAGACCCAGCACUUGCGCGAUUGAAAUUACUGCGCCGAACCAUCCGCGAAAAUCCCACGAAAAUCGGCAGUCUGGUUCAAUUUCUCAAAACUCCAUACAUGAUUCGAGAGUCGUGCCAUAUAGAAUUAGCACAGGUGAUUGCUAAGCUACCCAUGCUCCAAUAUGUUGAUCUCCCCGAGGGUAUGUUUCGCGACGAUCCUGCAUAUACGACGUUGCGAUUAGAAGUCCAAGCAAGGUGCCCCUUCAUCAAGAAGGCGACAUAUGCGAGCGGCGCGGAGCGCAGUUUUGCUACGCUGGUCUCGGGUCAAAUCUGGCCAGGUCUUGAAGUGUUGGAGCUGACUAGCUUAAAGAUUGACCCGCUGAUACUAAGGGCUGUCUUGUCCUGCUUGCGUCAGCUUCGCGCUCUCAAGGUUUCGGAAACAUAUAGCCUUUCAGAUGACGUUCUGGUCGCUGACGAAAGCCUGCAUCCUCUGCCUGCUCUAGAGGAAUUGAUUCUCAAGGAUACGCCCAGCCUAACAUCAGCCGGGCUCGUGGACUACCUAUCCCGUAAUGAGACAUCACAAGCCCUCAAGGUCCUGACCCUUAAAGACACAGGCAUUCAACCUUGGAAGCUUCAAGAAGUGUUGGCAGUGGCCCCGUCGCUCAAGACUUUGGCCAUACAAUCUAGGGUUUCUGAACAAUUUCCUUCCAAUGAGCCUAUUCAGUCACUGACGCACAAAGGCCUGAGGACACUUCGAUACGAAAUAACAGGUACACCAUCUGCGGGACCGUUUGCAACGCAGGGGUACUAUUCCUACCUUUCAAACUCCGUUUUGGCAGGGAGUCUGCCUAGACUGCGCAGACUCUAUGUACUUGACGAACAGUUCCCAGAGCAGUUGCAGAACCUGCCUCCUCCGAUGGCGAGUUUUGCUGGGGGGCGAGCCCGAACUUUAUCCAACUCAUCCGCACAUAUAAUACCGUCGGUUCAUGUUUCGCCUCCGGAUAUCUCUUUGUCAUCCCCUACUCAUCAAGGACUUGGCAAUCUGUCGUCUCCUACUCAUCAAGAUUUUGGCGGCGUCUUGUCCCCCACCCGCAAGAACUUUGGCAAUGUAUUGCCUUCCCGUCAAAAUUUUGGCAACAUGGCGUCUCCCGUCCGCCAGAACUUUUCAAAUGCUGUCAGUCCGAACCGUUUCAGUUCCAACAGUCUGUUCGCACAGGCAGCCGGCGGUUUUCCUCCAACGCAGACGCUAGAAAUCUUCAGUAAGAGUGAUGAAUUUGGUCAAUGGAACUUUGCUCGGGUGGAUUCGUUCACGGGAGCAGCAGCAGGGCCGCCUCGCCGUCCGACUAGCAGCUACGGGCUGGAUGCAGACGUUACGGGCCAGGGCUGGGACCGUGGUGAAGCACGGCGUAGUAUCAUGAUUGGAAAUGGAAUGAGUGGUUUCUCACCGGCCCCGAGAGAUGAUGGUGGUGAAGGCUUUACAUUCGGCCCCGUCCCCGUCCCGGGUGGUGCGAACCCAUCGACACCAAGGAGCAGCACAGGCGAUGUAAAGAGGGCCAGAGGCAUGGGAAGUAUAUGA
Molecule: messenger RNA, 1620 nt
Organism: Metarhizium brunneum ARSEF 3297
Lineage: Eukaryota; Fungi; Ascomycota; Sordariomycetes; Hypocreales; Clavicipitaceae
Molecular function (GO): protein binding
Source: RefSeq, a predicted model, not a curated record